Messenger RNA from Neocloeon triangulifer, 717 nucleotides. RefSeq lists its product as uncharacterized. The transcript is spliced from 2 exons. The record is from RefSeq and is a predicted model, not a curated record. Bases 79 to 549 code for a protein of 156 amino acids. Lineage: Eukaryota; Metazoa; Arthropoda; Insecta; Ephemeroptera; Baetidae.
AGAGCGAGGAAACUUCUCUGGCAGCACAUUCAACCAUCCGCCUCAAAGGCUAUUUUGUGCUUCAACUCGGCAACAGAAAUGCAACCAAUAAGUGUUUUCUCGCUGUUAUUGAGUGCCGUGGUUUGCUCACUGGUGCUGGCCGAGCCACUCAGCCACUAUCACCACGAUGUCAGCAGUUCGAGCAGUGGCAGCGCUAGUGGUAGUGGCAGCGGAAGCAGCAGCUCGGGGUCUGCAUCAGGCGGCUAUCAAUACAAAAAGCCAAAGAAACCCUUCUACCUUCCACCUUUCAAGUCAUCAGCCAGCCAUACAAAGAUUAAAAUCAUCAAAAACCACGGCCUCGGACACAAGAAGAUAAUUAAACACCACAAGCCUAGCACCAGCUACGGCACCAGCUCAAGCUCCUCUGGUUCCUCUGGCUCAGGAAGCUCGUCCAGCGGCUCCUCUUCCUCCUCUGGGUCAGGACCAAGCGGACACGGCCACCACUUCCACUACAAGCCGGCCCUCAAAGUUAUCAUCAAAAAGCACGGCAAGGGUUUCCACCAUGGCUAAAGAAUAAUUUUCACAGAAAAUAUCCAUCUACACAGUAAAUUCACCUCUUAAAUUUUGCACUUGAAUUUUUUAACUGAGCUUUGUUUUGUUUAUAUUUGGAGCACUAUUUGCAUUACACGUUUUUAAUAUUAAUUUUUUUCAUAAAUAAAAUAAAAUUUGAAGGUUCGA